This is a messenger RNA of Cololabis saira (Pacific saury), 3537 nucleotides long. RefSeq lists its product as uncharacterized. NCBI's taxonomy places the organism in Eukaryota, Metazoa, Chordata, Actinopteri, Beloniformes, Belonidae. The record is from RefSeq and is a predicted model, not a curated record. Gene Ontology annotation, cellular component: nucleus. The transcript is spliced from 5 exons. The coding region runs from base 928 to 2463 and encodes 511 amino acids.
ACGCGCCCCGACGUGACGUCAACACGGAGCGACCGUGUAGGGCUUGUGUUUUGGCUCUGGAGCUAACAGCUGCAACAGACCAGUUUAGCUUUAGUUUAGUCUCCCACGUGGAUUUCCCUGCAGCUCUGGAGGCGACUCUCAGCCUGGAUGCUGCAUCUCUGUGUGAAACAAAUGUACCAGUAGUUCUCAGCCUGCUCCAGAGCCCCCCCUACUUGUGUCUAAGACCAGCCAGGCCCCCGACCCGUACAUACUAGCACCAAAAUAGUCUUUAAUUGAAAAAAUGAACAUUAAUUAUGUUUUUUUGAUACAUUUCUCUUUGGUUUACUCUGUAUACAUAUGCAUAUGACUUUGUUUUUCUCCAAUGUCACCAAUGUAUAAAAUACGCACAAAAGGACAUAAAAGGACAUAAACAUAUUUCUGAAAAAUGUCUCUUUUAAUAUGAGACCAACAUUUUUUUUUACAUUUUUCCUUUAACAACCUGUAGGAGUAGAUUAAAUGUUGAGUAAUGAUAUAAUAAUAAGGAAUGAAAUCAUUUCCUGUGUUUGUCAACAGUGUAUAAAAAACACAAAAAAUAUUCAAGACAUUCAUAAAUUAUUCCUAACAAUGUCUUAUGAAUGACUCAUUCGCAAAUAUAAUUUUUACAACUGCAUAAUUUCAGAGCAGACAAAGUUUCGCGCCCCCCCAGAGAUCUCUGGCGCCCCCCCAGGGGGGGCCCGGACCCCAGGUUGGGAAACACUGUUUUAAAGAAAAGAAAAUCGCCCCACGGUACUUGUGGCAGCUGUUCCUGUAGCAGGUUCAUCAUCAUGUGCUUCCCUAAAGAGUUAUAAUGUCUUAGUGGAUAACUUUGAGCUGGUGUUAAUGGGGCAGAAACUCCCAGUAUCAGAAUUGGCCUCCCCAGUCAGUUCUGUUGUAAGUCAGAUUUGAUCCAUGACUGAGUACUACGAGGACGGGGGGCUGCUGUACGAGCAAUCACCUCCCAUGCACAUCAAAGUGGAGUCUCCGGAGGGACCCUUUGGAGGAGGAGCCUCAGAGAACGGCUUCCCCCGGGAAGACGACGACUCUGAUGGCAGUUGUGAACAGAACAGUACUUUACCUGGAGGACUUCCGUUCAACGUGGUAGUGGUGCAUCCCAACAUCAUGGCACCUGGCAUGUCCUCGGACGACCUUUUGUCCAUUGAACAAAACAGAGCUAUGUCAGCUGCGCUGGCUGCUGGUGGAGCAGGAAAAAGAAAGAGUCGUUUCAGUGGAGCUGAGUUGGAAGUGUUGGUGUCAGAAGUCACUCGCUGCGAGGGGGAACUCUUUGGCCCUGCAGGGAGACUUCGGCGGCGAGAGAGAGAGCGCAUCUGGGCGGGGAUUCUGGAGAGGGUCAAUGCUGUGUCCAGAGUCCCACGUACCCUCAGAGAAGUCAAGAAGCGCUGGGACGAUUUAAAGAGACGCAAUGGAGGCAGGCUGGCGGAUGCCCGGCAUCGCACCUGUUACCUGCCAUCCAGCAGAGGAGCCUCAAUGCUCGGACGACCAUCACAGUCGAGCCCUAGGCUGCAGCAAGCCAGACAGAAGAUAACCACUAGGCCAAAAGCAAGUUUCCCAUGUUUCCCUGACUCUGACACAGGUGUUGGAGCGGAAGGGUCAGAGAGAGAGGUUUUCGAGAAAGAUGAGGACAACCCUGAGCGCGAAAGAGAAAUUGGUGAACCUGAGUGUGAACCAGUAGAGAACAGUAUGGAGGAUAAACUGGGAUUAGGACUGGGUCUGGGAAUAGGCCCACCCCCUCCAUCAGAACGAUGGCUACCUCCUUCACCUCUCUACAGCGCUCCUUUCCUCAAUGGCAGCCCGCAGGCCAGCAGUCCUCAGCCGUCACUGGGAACACAGCAGGGUCCUCUUGAAGCCCCCCCACGCAGCUCGUGGCUUGAAGAUGAGCUUCGAGGGUUGGGGGAAGCUGCAAUUCAGUUGGGAAAUCGUGUAGAAAAGAGUCUCCGGGAGUUUGGGGAAGGUUUCAGGCAGGACAUGAGAACCCUUGUUGCUUCACAAGAGGCAUUAGCAGUCAGUCUACAACAAAACAAUGUUCUUUUGCAAAGGCUUUUGGGAGUUCUUGAAGCCCAGCAGCAACCACAGUCUCAGCAACAUCGUGUUCAACAGACACACCCAUCACAGACCCCUCAGCAGCAUUUACAGCUACAGCAAGUUCAGCAGCCGAUGCAACACAUAGAACCACAACAGCGGGUGGAAACGCCACUGCACUCACAUAUUGUGCAACAACAACAACAACAGCAGCAAACACAGUUACAGCAGCAACCGCAGGUUACCCAGCACUUAAAUAAUCCUCCACCUGGAACUGUGGCACCUGCUCCAUCAUCUCCAGACAUACAUGACACUUUUCCUCCUGAUCGAACCACGGACAGUAAUGGAAGUGUGCAGCGCCCACGGCGAGGGAGAGCUGUGGACCACAGACGCAGGAGACGGCGCUGAGGAGAAUCUGUUUUUUUAAAAACUGCACACCUUACAUUUGAUGUUUUAAAUUGUGAGAUGAAUCAGUGCUCUUUUAUAGUGACAGUACUUAUGUAACAAGUUGCCUGGAGUUUUGCAUCCUACUUCAGAUUUGCCAUCUCGCACUUCAGUUGGUAUUCAGAAAAGACAGAAGCAGGAAGAAGAAAUGGAGACAUAAUACAAGAUCAUUGGGUGGCCUUAUAAUUAUCUUGCUUUUCUCAGACAUGUUUAAUACUCCUCUAAAAUAGGCAAUGGAAAUUAAUUGCUCUUUUGCAUAACAUCUUCACUCAUUCAGAUUUCAAUACUCAGAAAAAUGAUAUCCAUAGGUGCUGAUGCUCAUCAUGCAUGUCUCUCUCUACAAAAUUUGCAGUGGAGUUGCAAUGCUCAGCAGUGUACUUAUUUCUUCAGAGCUAACUGAUUAACUAUGUUGUCAUAAAGUACUUGUAAUCUGCAGUUGUUACCAUAUGUUAUAACUAUGUAGCUAUUGUAAUUACCUGCAAAGGUAUGGCUGUGCUUUUAAAAAAAACAACAAAAAAAACCCUUUUUUGGGUGGGGGCGACUGAGAAGGAUCUAUUUCAUCCCUCUAACCUCCAAAUUAAGGAUGCCUAACUAAUGACUUUGCUAUCAGGUCGCCCCGUAAUCGUGCUGUUUUUAUGGUUUCAUUGUGGUACAUACUCGUCCAACAUUUGAUUGGACUGUAAAGUUAGGCUGUGUUUUGGUGAGUGCUUUUUGUGACAAAAUGCUUUAUUUAAAAAAAAAAAAAAAAAAAAGUUUUUGAAGAUGUAAAAAGAAAAUCUAUAAGAAAAAGCAUCAGAAUAUAGGUCAGACAAAUUCAUGUUUAUUGUGGAAUUUUAAAAAACAUACGUAAGUAUGUUUGGGCUAUUGAUAAUCCUGCAUGUGGUAUCAUGGAUGUGUUUGUAAAUAGUUCCAAAGAAGCAGCAUAUGGCCAUCAUCUAUGUAGUUUUUGCACAAGUUAUAUUUUGUAGAUAGCUACUGUUCUCAUGACAUGUAAGUAAACUUAAUAAAACACAGUCCAGGACUGCAUAUAAACUUUAA